Messenger RNA from Caenorhabditis angaria, 3246 nucleotides. NCBI's taxonomy places the organism in Eukaryota, Metazoa, Nematoda, Chromadorea, Rhabditida, Rhabditidae. The record is from the annotation of a GenBank genome assembly.
AUGGCGCACCACUUUAACCGAGCUCAUCUUGAUCCUUCAACUAAGUAUGUUCGAAAUAAAAAAAAUUAGUAGUUUUCUAAUUUCUCGUUCCAGACUCAAUUUAUCACUUUGCUCAAGAAAAACUUAUAAUGAAAUGGUCGGAAGAAUGGAAUAUUUUGGAACACUUGUUUUGAAGUAUAUUCAAUUGGAUUAUAAUUUCUAUGAAAUUGAAAUGUCUUAUGAAAAUAAUGAAGAUUGUGAUAGCUAUAUUCGGUUUGUAGACUAUUCAGAAGAACGCGAGAAGAGGUAUAACGAAGAGGAAGACAGAUAUGAAAGUGAUUCUGAGUCUGAAUCUGAAUCUGAUAUUUUUAAUGAUUCUGAAUCCGAUGAAGAAUCUAAUGGUGCAUUGUGGAAAAGAAGAAAAAUUCAAAAGCAGACAAAAGUUUCAAGGUAAAAAUGUCACUAAUAUAUUUAAUUAAUACGAAAUGAAUGUUCAGUAAUGACAAUGUUGUGGGUUGGCAAGUAAAAAGGAAUCCAAUAAUUGAAGAUGGUGAUAUGGCAACGGUUGCAUCUAAUUAUUUCAAAAGAAUCCUUGCCAAACAUUAUUGGCAUAUUCAAGCUAUUAAGGUCGAUGUUGCAAAUAUUGAUUUAUUCGAUAUGAAAAUUGAGAGAUUGCCAUAUUUGGACGAUUUGAAUGUUAGUAAUAUGGUCGCAUUUUGUUAUUUUAUUACAAGAACUUCGAAAAAUCUGAAAAGUUUAACCUUAAAUUCUGGUCAAGACAAAUGGUUGCAAACAUCUAUGAGGAGCGUGAUGUCCUUUCAACAGGUAAUAUGAAUUGAAUUGAUUUGUAAAUAAAAUUUUUCUAAGAUUUACGAGGUAUCCGAUUGGUUCCAUGUAUCAUUUGGUGAGCUUCUUUAUGAGGAGCUUAGCCGUCUGAAUGCAGAGAUGGUUGUGAUUCAUUUCCAGAAAUCCAUGAUUUCUGAAAAAAUCAACCAAUAUAUUCAUUCUUGGAAAAAUGGCAAAAUCAAAAACAAUAUGAAGUUCAUGGUUUUAGAGUCGCCACGGAAUUUAGAGCUGGAAAAAGUGUUGAAUGGUGUCGAAAACAUUGAAUUAGACUCAAAAGUCUAUCAUUUAAAGUAACCAUUUAUGAAGUUAAACAUUUUUUAUACAUUUGUAUCAAUUUUCAGAUACAAUACGCUUGAAAAUACACAAGUUUUUCGAACAAUCAAUAAUGUUGAUGAAAAUAGUUAUAUGGAUAUUGUAUAUUCCAACAACGAUUUUGUUCUCGCUGUGAAUAAUGAAAAAUCGAAUUUACGAACUAAGGAAGAAAAACCAAGCCAUGCUUGUGAUAUUAAGAGACGUUUUUUGUAAGAAGAAAAAUCCUGUGGUACAAAAAAUUUUCAAAUUUGCUAAUUUUUGGCUGGUUGGUAGCCCCUUAGCUAUAGAACAUAUUCCCGGAGUAAAAUAACAAAAAAAUGUUUUUGGUGGAUGGUGGACACCAAUGUAUGUCAAAACUUCAAUAAAUCAUUACUUUACUCUCCGUGAAUAAUUUUUCGAUGUAUAAACGUCAUUUUGCUCAGAAUUUGAAGGGCUUCAAUUUAGAAAUACAAAAGAAAAAAAUUCGACUUACCCUAACUUUUGAAAAUUGAACAAAAUUUUCAAAGUCAAAAAUCGAUAUUAGGGGGACUUUGUUGCUCGCUAAAUUUGGAUUUAUCGGAUUCCUCGUCCCUUUUUACGUACCCUCCAAUCAUAAAAUCAAAAUUAACCCUCCCGCCUCAUGGGUGCCCAGAUCACUUUUUGCUCCCCACUCGCGUUUUUUCCCGAAUUUUUUGGGUGGAUUACUAUCUGGCAGACUUUUUGCGCCCGUCAUGACGGUCGGUGAACACAACAUUUUUUUAUUUUUGCUAAUUUGAGUUUCUAAACAUUUUUUCAUCAUUUAAAAUGUAUAUUAUCACAAUUUAUUCUUCACCCACUCAUGUUGUCGCCAAUGGUGACACCAAAUAUUGAACCAUCACCAAUUUGUUCGAAACUUGGUGUAUUCAUGUAAUUGAACAUUUUAAACAACAUCCUAUAUUUUAUUUCUGAUAAAAGUGGCCCUCAGACCAAAUCUUUCUCGAAAAACUUCGAAUGAGCGAUAAACUUCUCGAAUUGCGUGAAACAACGUAGCAGAAUAUGGAAUAGUCAGAAAUUCGAUUGUAACAAAACUUUUAUCAAAAUGAAAAUAUAGGAUGUUGUUUAAAAUGUUCAAUUACACCAAGUUUCGAACAAAUUGGUGAUGGUUCAAUAUUUGGUGUCACCAUUGGCGACAACAUGAGUGGGUGAAGAAUAAAUUGUGAUAAUAUACAUUUUAAAUGAUGAAAAAAUGUUUAGAAACUCAAAUUAGCAAAAAUAAAAAAAUGUUGUGUUCACCGACCGUCGUGACGGGCGCAAAAAGUCUGCCAGAUAGUAAUCCACCCAAAAAAUUCGGGAAAAAACGCGAGUGGGGAGCAAAAAGUGAUCUGGGCACCCAUGAGGCGGGAGGGUUAAUUUUGAUUUUAUGAUUGGAGGGUACGUAAAAAGGGACGAGGAAUCCGAUAAAUCCAAAUUCAGCGAGCAACAAAGUCCCCCUAAUAUCGAUUUUUGACUUUGAAAAUUUUGUUCAAUUUUCAAAAGUUAGGGUAAGUCGAAUUUUUUUCUUUUGUAUUUCUAAAAUGAAGCCCUUCAAAUUCUGAGCAGAAUGACGUUUAUACAUCGAAAAAUUAUUCACGGAGAGUAAAGUAAUGAUUUAUUGAAGUUUUGACAUACAUUGGUGUCCACCAUCCACCAAAAACAUUUUUUUGUUAUUUUACUCCGGGAAUAUGUUCUAUAGCUAAGGGGCUACCAACCAGCCAAAAAUUAGCAAAUUUGAAAAUUUUUUGUACCACGCAUACUAUAGGAAUUCACAUUUUUAUAAAUAAUGUCUCUUAAUUUUUGUUGUCAAAAAAAGUUGUUGGAAAAAUGAAUUUGUUAACUUUUGCUGAUUAUUUGAAUAUCUGUAAUUUUCUGGUUUACCAUAUCCAGUAAAAAUAUUUGUUUAGAAAAAAAAUUUCCUAAUUAAGAAUAUUUUUCAGAAUGAGUGAGGAAGGAUCGAAAACCGACGAUUGGAAUAAAAUUCCGAAACUUGUUAGAAAAAAAGAUUUUCAAUUAUUUGGAUCCAGUUUCAAAGUGAGUUGUUGAUUUUUUCUUCAAAAAAAAAAAUUGAAAUCACAGAUGAAAUCUCUCAUUGUGCUCAAGAAGAACAUGGAAUAA